AUGAAUCCGAUCAGGAUAUUAGAAUCUAAAGCGGCCACCGAUGUUCAAUCAGGAAAAUAUAACAUAUCAAACAUUACAUCAUUGGAAAUUCAAAUAUGUUAUAUGCAAAAUGUUAGCACAGACAGCACCUUAUGGCAAAUCGACAAUCCCUUUGAUCAACAUCUUCCUGAUCUUCUCAUGCAGCUUUGUGUUAUCAUCCUCUUCACUCGAAUCGUUGUUUUCCUCCUCACCCCACUUCGUCAACCUCGUUUUGUCUGUGAAGUCAUCGCGGGUAUUCUGACGGGGCCAACAUUUUUUGGGAGUUUACCAAUAGGUCGCUUCAUCUACAAAUUUGAGUUGAACAUGGUGGUCGAAAUUUACACUUUCUUGGGGCUCACCUAUUACAUGUUUUUGGUGGGAUUAGAAAUGGAUCUAUAUGCAUUGAAGCAUAUUAAGAAGAAGUCAAUGACCAUUGCGGCGGCUGGAAUUUUUUUCCCGAUAAUGGCAGGGGUAGCCUUGUAUUUUGUACCGCUACAUAGAGGUAAAGACGCCAGCAGUCCGCCGCUAAUCGGCGCUGUCUUCUGGGCUACGAUAUUAUCCAACACAAGCUUCCCCGACCUGGCACGAAUCCUCUCAAAUGUGAAGCUUCUACACACACAACUAGGGAGACAGGCCUUGGCUGUUGCUCUUGUUAGUGAUAUUACAACUUUUGGUCUUCUUGUGGCAACCAUAACAAUGUUUGAUUUAAACAGCUUCUACAUGGCUGUAAUUCCGACGAUCAUCUUUCUAUUAUGCUGCUGGUUUUUACUGCGACCAGGGAUUCAUUGGAUGAUUAAGCAUAGCAAAGAGAAAGGGGAAUUCAGGUUCAGUGAAACACAUGUAAGCUUCAUUCUUGUUGGGGUUGCUGUAAUUGGCUGCAUUGCAGAUGUAUGUGGCUCGCAUUCUAUGUUUGGUGCUUUCAUCUUUGGAUUAAUCAUCCCACACGGUGACCUCGCCCUCCAGAUUAUGGAGAGAAUCGAAGUGUUUGUGAAUAGAAUCAUGCUGCCAGCGGCGUUUCUGAUGAAUGGACAAAGAACUACCAUAGGUGAUUUUUUAUACAGAACAAGAUUGUUAAAUGUUGGGCUGGUGGCAGUCUCUGCAACUUCCGCAAAAAUUCUCAGCACUCUGUUUGUUUCUUCUUUCUUCGGCAUGUCGUCAAAGGAGGGAUUGGCCCUCGGAGUUCUUCUUAACACCAAAGGCGUUUUAGCCAUGAUUGCUCUCACUGAAGCCCGCAACAUGAAGGCUUUGGAUAACAUCUAUGUUCUUGUGAUGACCAUCUCGAUUUUGUUCAUGACGGCUAUCGUUCAACCAAUCUUUUACAUAGUCAGAAGAACAACAAAGCGUUUCUGCAACUACAAGCAGAGGACUAUAGAGAGAAGAAAUCAAGACACAGAGCUUCGAAUUUUAACUUGCGUUCACUCAAUGCGAAAUAUCUCCGGCAUUGUCAAUUUACUCAAGCUUUCUCAUGGCACAAGGAAAUCCCCGAUUUGUGUUUUCGCUAUGCAUUUGGUGGAACUCACUGGUACCGGCCGUACCUCCGCCAUGCUAAUCGUUCAUGACACAAGCUUGAAUACUACCACCGCCAACAACCUAAACAUGCCCCGCGAAAGGGUAGAAUCGGAACAAAUUAUUAACGCCUUCCAGAACUUUAACUCCUUAAACGACGCCAUAACCGUGCAUCCGCUCACCGCUGUCUCCCCGUACGAGACAAUGCACGAGGAUAUCUACCAGCUUGCAGAGGACAGGCAAGUGGCCUUCAUUUUGUUGCCUUAUCACAAGCUACCGACAAUUGACGGUCGGUUGCAAGGAGAUAACCCGUCGAUACUAGAAGUGAACCAGAAUUUACUGAAAAAAUCACCAUGUUCGGUCGGCAUUCUGGUGGAUCGUGGACUUGGAAUUUCCGUACACCCCGAUAAUAAAAAAUUGCAGUGCCGUAUAGCGGUGCUCUUCGUCGGCGGCCCCGACGACCACGAAGCGGUAAGCUAUGCAACGAGAAUGACGAAAACAAUCGGCGUGCAUCUAACCGUGAUUAGGUUUCUCCCCGGUAAGGAAGCAGAAAUUGAGAAUUUAAAUGGAGAAAGCUUCGAAAAUGGAAACGAGAAUUUGACAGGAAUGAGUAUGGAUGAAGAAGGGAUAGAGUUUGACGAUGAAUUCAUCAACGAGUUCAGAUUCAAGACAAUGUGCGAGCAACAGAUAAACUACCAAGAGAAAAUAGUGAACAGCGGUGAAGAUUUAUUAGAAUGCAUAAGAUCCAAGUACAAUGACUUCGACCUGUAUAUAGUCGGCCGCGGAGAUGGAGUAAAUUCGCCUGUAACAAUGGGACUUACACAGUGGAGCGAGAAUCCGGAUCUAGGAGUCGUUGGCGACACAUUGGUGACGACUCAAGCUAUAUCGCAUGCAUCAGUUCUGGUGCUGCAACAAUCUGCCGCCGGUCGAUUCAAUACCAGAAUGCAACGUCGGAAGGACAAAUUUGGGCAAAACAAAUGGGCUUCCCCCAUUUUAAAUCCUGACUAUAAAGACUUUGUAAAUGAUGAAUCUCUGAAGUAGCUAUCCUACCCGUAUUCAGCUUCUCAAUUUAUGCACAUAAAUAUAGGAUAAUUAAUUCUUUAUUUCCUUGAUUGUAUUACCCCAAGUAAAUGUCCUAAUAAAGCUA
Messenger RNA from Mangifera indica (mango), 2671 nucleotides. RefSeq names its product cation/H(+) antiporter 15-like. Gene Ontology annotation, cellular component: membrane; endomembrane system. The record is from RefSeq and is a predicted model, not a curated record. Bases 1 to 2565 code for a protein of 854 amino acids. Gene Ontology annotation, molecular function: antiporter activity. Lineage: Eukaryota; Viridiplantae; Streptophyta; Magnoliopsida; Sapindales; Anacardiaceae. The transcript has 3 exons. Gene Ontology annotation, biological process: regulation of pH; proton transmembrane transport.